Messenger RNA from Triticum aestivum (bread wheat), 783 nucleotides. RefSeq names its product peroxidase 2-like. Gene Ontology annotation, biological process: response to oxidative stress. Gene Ontology annotation, molecular function: heme binding; peroxidase activity. Bases 1 to 783 code for a protein of 260 amino acids. Lineage: Eukaryota; Viridiplantae; Streptophyta; Magnoliopsida; Poales; Poaceae. The transcript is spliced from 2 exons. The record is from RefSeq and is a predicted model, not a curated record.
AUGGCAUAUGAAAGGAAGGCUAGAAUCAAGAAGGAGUACGGGAUCAACAUCAUCUCAUGCGUCGAUGUCAUGGCCUUCGCUGGGCGUGAUGCCACCUACUUCCUCAAGUACAAGAUUGUCUUCUUUGGCACACCAGUAGGCCAUUAUGAUGGACUUGUUUCCUUCAUGAAUCUGACACUCUCCAACUUGCCCCCUCCCUUCGCAUCACUGACCAGCUCCAAAUUUGCCUCCAAGAGGCUGAUUGCCGACGAGAUGGUCACCCUCUCUAGUGCACACGCCAUUGGAAUGUCCCAUUCCUCCUCCUUCUCCUCAUCCUUCUUCGACUACCUCAACGCAAGCACCUCUGACAUGGACCCCACACUAAUGAGCUCUCUCCUGGAGCAAUGCAGGCCAGACAUAGGAAGUGACAACAUGGUGGUGCAAGAUGUCAAGACCCCUAACAAGAUCGAUAACAAGUACUACAAUAAUAUGUUUAGCCAUGAUGUGCUCUUCAUGUUGGAUUCCAUGCUCAUGACAUUAGAUGAUACAAGUGUGGCAUUGCGUGCCAAUGCCAACGACAAUGGUGUGUGGGAGGAGAAGUUCAAGGCAGCGAUGGUAAGGAUGGGUGCUAUCGAAGUCAAGACCAGUGCCAAUGGUGAGAUCAGGAAAAAUGUGGCGCCGUCAACUCAUACUAAUCCUACUGACCCGUUCACUUCAUCGCAAGUUUUUAACUACUUGAGAUUGAGAAUAAGCUCACAACUUCCUCAUGUGCCCAUUGAUGUUAAUUUUGAUUACCUCGUGUAA